AUGGACGGGCCACUUGAAUCGAUCGAUGGCGGAAAGCCCUGGUAUUACUGCCCCAAGCCCAUGGUCCUUGGCGAAGGCCCAAUCUAUCGAGCCAGCGAUUCAACUCUGCAUUGGGUAGACUGCCUCUCUGAGCCUGCAGAGCUUCAAAUCCUCAAGGUAGACCCUCAUACUGGCGAUGCCGUUGGAGACGCGCGUGUCCUUCCCCUUGAAGACAGCGUGACAGUCGCAUUCUUCCGCAAAAACCGACCCGGCAGUUACAUUGCCGCCUACUACCAGGGUGUAUGUUUCUUGGACGAGGCGACGGGGAAAAUAGAGGUCGUGAAAGAAAUUAUCCCCACUGAUCAACGGGAUGAGCUCCGCUUCAAUGACGGCGGCAUCGAUGCAAAGGGCCGGUUUUGGCUGGCUGAGAUUGAUAAGCGGGCGAUGGCAUUCGGACCUAACCAACUUCCCGGUAGCUAUGGAACUCCGAAAGGCCGGCUGUGGAGGUAUGAUCCGGACGGUAGCUUGCAUCUGAUGAUUCCUGAGGGAGUGGUUUGCGGGAAUGGGCUUGCAUGGAGUCCAGACAAUACCAUUAUGUACUUCAAUGACUCGGUUGCGAUGAUGGUCUUCGCCUUCGACUUUGACCUAGAAACUGGCAAUAUCUCAAACAAACGGCUUCUUGUCGAUAGACGCUCGUCGUACGGGGAGCCAGAUGGAAUGGUGGUUGAUUCCGAGGGAAAUCUCUGGAUUGCGGUCUUCGCAUCCCACCGAAUUAUGGUUUUUAGUCCGGAAGGCAAGCACCUGAAAGAUAUCGUGGUGACGGCCAAGAACCCGGCCUGCACCACGUGGGGAGGAGUAAAUCACGAUAUUAUCUUCAUGGCCAGUGGGAAAGAUCGGUCUGCCAAUCCAGAGCCUAAUGAUGAGGGUGGGCAUAUGUUCAAAUAUCAUCCUCGCGAUGCUCGGGGGUAUCCGAAAUAUGAAUUCGCAGGCUAG
This is a messenger RNA of Penicillium nucicola, 972 nucleotides long. Its product is annotated as SMP-30/gluconolactonase/LRE family protein. Gene Ontology annotation, biological process: L-ascorbic acid biosynthetic process. Gene Ontology annotation, molecular function: calcium ion binding; gluconolactonase activity. The transcript is spliced from 3 exons. NCBI's taxonomy places the organism in Eukaryota, Fungi, Ascomycota, Eurotiomycetes, Eurotiales, Aspergillaceae. The coding region runs from base 1 to 972 and encodes 323 amino acids. The record is from RefSeq and is a predicted model, not a curated record.